AUGGAAAAAGGAGCAAGAAAACUUAGUGAUGAAUAUGAAGUCACAACAAUCUUGGGAAGAGGCGGGUUUUCUAUUGUACGAAAAGGUAUAAAGAAGUCAAAGGGCGAGUUUGAAGAUGGUCAACAAGAAGUGGCAAUCAAGACAUUGAAAAGAGUUGGUGGUGGUGGUGGCGGCGGAGGUGGUGGUGGGGUGGUCGGAUUUCCAAGCCGUAAGCAGGUUUUGAUCUCGGACGCUUUGCUAGCGAACGAGAUCAUGGUAAUGAAAAGAGUGGUGGAGGAGGUAUCUCCUCACUGUAACGUCAUACAACUACAUGAUGUUUGUGAGGACCCCACUGGGGUCCAUCUGGUUUUGGAACUGUGUUCCGGUGGAGAGUUGUUUGACCGCAUAGUGAGUCAAGAACGGUAUUCCGAGGCGGAAGCCGCCAAGGUGGUGCAACAAAUUGCUGGCGGUCUAGCAGCUCUCCACCAUGCCAAUGUGAUUCAUAGGGAUUUGAAGCCGGAAAAUUGUCUCUUUCUUGAUAAAAGCAAAAAUUCACCAUUAAAAAUAAUGGAUUUUGGGCUGAGCUCGGUUGAAGAGUUUACUGAUCCAGUUGUGGGCUUGUUUGGGUCCAUUGAUUAUGUGUCACCAGAAGCAUUGGCCCAACAAAAGAUAACAUCCAAAUCUGAUAUGUGGGCUUUGGGUGUCAUUUUGUAUAUUCUCCUCUCAGGGUAUCCACCUUUUAGUGCCCAAUCACAUCUUCAGAAGCAACAAAUGAUUAUGAAUGGGAAUUUUAGCUUUUAUGACAAAACAUGGAAUAAGAUUUCUUCAUCGGCCAAGGACUUGAUUUCUAGCUUACUAAAUGUUGAUCCUCAAAAACGACCAACUGCUACUCAGAUUCUUAAACAUCCUUGGGUGAUUGGAGAUUCAGCAACCGCACGCCAAAUUGAUCCAGAGAUUGUUUCGCGGUUACAGAGCUUCAAUGCAAGGCGCAAGUUUCGUGCAGCAGCGAUCGCAAGCAUGUAUACAAGCACCAUUUUCUUGAGAACAAAGAAGCUCAAGAACUUGGUUGGAUCUUAUGAUCUUAAUAAAGAGGAGCUUCAAAAUCUUAGAAAUCAUUUCAAAACAUUAUGUGCAGAUGGAGAAAACGCGACACUUAGUGAGUUCCAAGAGGUACUAAAAGCAAUGAAAAUGACGUCACUUAUACCUUUAGCCGGACGAAUCUUUGACCUUUUUGAUAACAAUCGCGAUGGAACGGUUGAUAUGAGGGAGAUACUUUGUGGCUUCUCAAGCCUCAAAAAUCUCAAAGGAGACGAUGCACUUCGCCUUUGUUUUCAGAUGUAUGACAUGGAUGGGUCGGGGUGUAUCAGUAAAGAGGAAGUUGCAUCAAUGCUUCGGGCAUUACCGGAUGACUGCCUAACUAUUGACAUCACAGAGCCUGGAAAACUAGAUGAAAUAUUCGACCACAUGGAUGCCAAUAGCGAUGGAAAAGUAACAUUUGAUGAAUUUAAAGCAGCCAUGCAAAAAGAUAGCUCGUUGCAAGAUGUUGUCCUCUCUUCACUUCGCGCUAAUUAACCAUUUUCAUGUCAUUUCUUUUGUUAUGUAAAAACAUACAUGAUGUUGAAACGAAUGGUGAGAAUUUGCAAGUAAGAUAGGACUUCGAAGUUUGUAAUGAAUCCCUCGGAUACAUUAUUCAUAUGAAUACACUUUGUAGUCAUAUCAUUCUUAUCAUUUUGGUUUGAUUUUAUUCAAAGGGUUAAUGUCAUGAAAUGAAAAUCAAUAGUAGAUACUUUGCUAUUUAGGUC
Lactuca saligna is the source of this 1781-nucleotide messenger RNA. The record is from the annotation of a GenBank genome assembly. Lineage: Eukaryota; Viridiplantae; Streptophyta; Magnoliopsida; Asterales; Asteraceae.